AUGUCAGGAAGGAGGAGGAGGAGGGGGGUCUUCUUGCUUGUAAGCCAAAGAUUUCUUCUACUAAUUGUAUUGUGCGUAACAAGUAGGUGCUGCAAAGCCCAGCAAAAGAAUGAUCAGAACUGCACUUCGUCUUGCGGGAAUAUCCAUGACAUACACUACCCUUUCCGGCUGGAAGACGAUCCCCAGCACUGUGGUCUUCCCGACUACCAACUUGCCUGCAACAACAAUCGCACUAUACUAUACCUUAAAACUCGUCAUUAUGCAGAGUACGACUACAAAUUCAACUACUUCUACUACGUGGAGGCAAUCACUUAUGACAACUCCUCGAUUCGACUUGUUGAUCCCGGUCUAGACAAGGAUAAUUGCUCUUCUCUUUCAAUUCAAUCUGUCUUACCAUAUACUGAAUAUUUCGGAUUCUCCACAGCAGGGCCAUACUUUGGUGUUAUGUUCACAAGCUGUCAGAAUCCCGUAAAUAGGAGUGGAUAUGUGGACGCUAGCUUUUGUGAUAAAAGAAACACUACUUCCACCUCCAACACUACUUCACCAUCUCCGUUGCAAAAUCAUAAUUAUGUGGUACCAGUAGAAAUGGAUAUCUCGCAAUUGGAGGACUCCUGCAGCAUCGGCAAUAUGGUUAUGACAUCAGCAAAUAUCUUAGGGCCCGCGACGGAAGGCAACAUUUCUUUUUCAGACUUAUAUGACGGGCCGGCAUUUUACUAUUUUCUGACGGGAGACAACAUUUCUUUUUCGGACUUAUAUGACGGGCUCGCAUAUGGGUUUGAGCUUAGAUGGUAUCGCGCCUAUUGUGGACAUUGUGUAGCAAGAGGCGGCUGGUGCUAUUCCAUAGAAAAUAAUAUCUAUUGCGACUACUGCGCUGAGCUAAGUUUUGCUUUUGACACCCGCAUAUUCCAUUGUGAAAAUCAAAAGGCUGUGGUGUUACAAAAUUCUCUUGAUAGUGUGAAGCAAGAGGCGGCUAUUGCCCUCUCGGAUUUGAGGACAAUGUUGUCCAUUGCUUAGGGGGCAGAGCCACAACCAAAACCAAAACUAGAAUCAGAAAUAUGUUGAGAAAUGUAUUAUUAGGUGAGCACAUUUAAUCAGCAAAAUUUUGAUUUUUUUUUCUCAUCAAUAAAAGUAUUGUGGUAAAAAUAUUUCCUUUUUUUUAUUUACAUCCUGUUGCAUGUUUAAAGAUUCAUCAAAUACAAAAAGGUUAAACACCAAUAUACGUAGUCUAUGCAAACAAUACUCAAUAAAAAAAGGCUAAUUAUAAGCUUUUACAAAAAAUGAGACUAAUUACAAUAAACCCUGACAACUGAUAACGUUAUUAAUAAUGUUAUCAAAAAUGUCUUUCUCUAUAUAAGUAAUUAAGUUAAUAGUAAUCAAUUUCAGGCUAAAUUUGCAUAAAUUUUAAGAAAUUAUAGCAAUUUUAAACAAUUACGAAUAAUAUAAGAUUGUAAGAAAUUUGCAUAAUGUAUUUCUGUUUCUCAUAUUAUUUUUCCUUCUCAUUUUUUUUUGCUGGGGACAUGAUAAAAUUAAGUUAUAAGUUUUUAUCGUAAUAAGGUGGUGGAAAGAGAAGUGUUUGGACUGGAUUCUUCAAACGGGCUUUACUGAGCAUUUUUAUUUUUUACUCCUUCUUUCCCUGGUUUUAAUUAUAAGGUUUUCAGCAAGAUGGAAAAACUCAAAAGGAAAAUCAUAGUCAAAGUCAUAAAAUAUAUGGUAUUUCUUAAAAGUAAUGGCAGUAAAUUAUAAUGUCAUUUCAGUUUGUGUUAAUGAGAAAUAAAAAAGCUAUAGUGUUACAAAAUUCUGUUGCUAGUAAUAUCAACUAAACAAGAUUAUCAACUUACAAAACAUGUCAGAUCUAUCUUGAGAGCACGAUAAUCUUACUAAAAAUCUCCUAAAUAUCAUAGUAUCAAGUGUUUGAGUUUUUCUAUUUUCAGUUCUAACAUUUUUCAUUUUGGUUUGCUGACAUUGUUUAUGUUUGGAAAAUGUAGGCUUGCUUCAGUGGUUGAUUUGUGAGUAUUCUCUCUAUUCUUUUCUCCUUUUCUUUCAUGUUUAUAAGCCUCUUCCUAUAACUUUUUUAACAUCUUAUCUUUGGUGUUGCUCUCUUUUGGAAUUUCUGACAGAUGUUUUCCCUCUAGUAUACAAACCAAUCGGUAAGCUAAGACCCUCAAUGUAAUUUUGGCUUGUAUU
Messenger RNA from Ilex paraguariensis (yerba mate), 2184 nucleotides. NCBI's taxonomy places the organism in Eukaryota, Viridiplantae, Streptophyta, Magnoliopsida, Aquifoliales, Aquifoliaceae. The record is from the annotation of a GenBank genome assembly.